AUGAUAACGGAAUCUGUUAAAUUUACUCCUUCUUAUGCAGCAGUCAUAAAGGGAAAUUUGGAAAUGGUAAUUUUUCUCCUGGAUUACGGAGCUUCUCUAAACCUCUUUGAUGAAGACUGCGAUUUCAUUCCCUUGCAUCGAGGUGCAUCAACAGGGAGACUGGAUAUUGUUGAGCUUCUGAUAAAAAAUUGUGCUGAUGUCAAUGAACAAGAUUCACAGGGUAGGACAUCACUUGACUGGGUUGGUCAUCUCCAUAAAAGAAAUUUUGAAGAUUCAUAUGAAGAUGAAGAUGAAGAUGGAAGAGACGAUGAUGAGGAUGAAGCCUCAACCUUAUUUGAUAAUGUUGUAGAAGCAUUAUUAUUACUCAAAGGAAAACCUGAUUUGAACACCAGAAAUAGAGAACUUAGAGCUGCCUUACAUGUAGCCGUCAUAAAUGGCUGUGAUGACAUUUGA
This is a messenger RNA of Belonocnema kinseyi, 453 nucleotides long. RefSeq names its product serine/threonine-protein phosphatase 6 regulatory ankyrin repeat subunit A-like. The record is from RefSeq and is a predicted model, not a curated record. Bases 1 to 453 code for a protein of 150 amino acids. Gene Ontology annotation, molecular function: protein binding. NCBI's taxonomy places the organism in Eukaryota, Metazoa, Arthropoda, Insecta, Hymenoptera, Cynipidae. The transcript is spliced from 2 exons.